This is a messenger RNA of Conger conger (European conger), 1902 nucleotides long. It is a transcript of the gene hoxb1b, whose product is annotated as homeobox B1b. The record is from RefSeq and is a predicted model, not a curated record. Gene Ontology annotation, cellular component: nucleus. The coding region runs from base 92 to 1024 and encodes 310 amino acids. Gene Ontology annotation, biological process: regulation of transcription by RNA polymerase II. Gene Ontology annotation, molecular function: DNA-binding transcription factor activity, RNA polymerase II-specific; RNA polymerase II cis-regulatory region sequence-specific DNA binding. Lineage: Eukaryota; Metazoa; Chordata; Actinopteri; Anguilliformes; Congridae. The transcript is spliced from 2 exons.
UUGACAUAGUGCCAAGAGGUUGUAGGGCAAGAGGAAUCCCCUAAAACCCAGGUUGACCCUCCUCCAUCUCUUGCUCCUGGACAAUACGAGAAUGAACUCCUUCCUGGAGUAUUCCACUUGUAAUCGCGGGGCGAACACCUCAUAUAAACCAGGAUAUCAUCAUUUGGACCAUGGAAUUGGAGCUUCUUUUCUCCCAAGUGCAGUUGCAACAAAUGACUGCUAUAAUUCUGAUAGACGGUUCUAUGUGGGAGCAAGUGCUCCAGCCGCUGCGGCUCAACAUCAGCACCAGAACAUUGCUUACCCUCAUCAUCAAACUCAAACACACCAUGGUAACGUAGGCCUUCAGUAUAGCAUCACAGGGACAGCGUAUGGGUCACAGUCCGGCUCGAACUCGGACUAUGGACACCGUCAGUACUUUAUCAACCAAGAGCAGGACGGAAUGUACUUUAAUUCCUCGGGUUUUUCCGGCUCAAGUAUUGGGAACGGCUCCCUCGCUGGUGGAUACUGCGGGACAUCCAGUCAUUACCAACACCACGACUGUGGGGACGAGGAACGACACGGGUAUUUGCACAGCACCUACGCCAGCACGUCCCCUUCCCAGGGUGGAGAGAAGGGUCUGAAUAGCUAUCCUGACCAAAUCCCAUCGGGAAAAACUUUUGACUGGAUGAAGGUUAAGAGGAAUCCCCCUAAAACAGCUAAAGCAACAGAGUAUGGAAUCGACCGUCAACAAAACACAAUCCGCACUAACUUUACGACCAAACAGCUGACGGAGCUCGAGAAAGAAUUCCACUUCAGCAAAUACCUGACCAGGGCCCGGCGCGUAGAGAUCGCUGCCACACUAGAGCUAAACGAAACUCAGGUGAAAAUCUGGUUUCAGAACCGUAGGAUGAAACAGAAGAAGCGGGAGAAAGAAGGCUUGAUCCAGGCCAGCGACCGGGGUUCAUCCAAAGAACUCGGAGACAAUUCAGACCACUCUACUUCUUCUUCAUCUCCUGGAGCCUCUCCCAGGUCCGAGACCUCAUGAGUUCCGGAUCUUGACACUGAACUGUUUUUUUCUCUUCCAUUAUUAGGGCGUCGAUACUAGAAACAACUAAAUGGAUGGCCAAAUAAAACGCCUCUGCCGUAUUGAGGAAAAUUAAGCCAAAGCGGAAUAUGCAAUGUUCCAAGAAAUUAUCAGGAUGACAGUGUCUCAAAAAUAAUCAUAUCCAAGUUCUGGAAACACUUCUUUAUUUUUGCAGAGCUGAAAGUGGACGUUUAUAUCUUUGACAUUCCACACUUAAAAUAUAUUAUCUAUGCAAUGUUUAAAAAUUGAUAUUACAGGGAGGAGUUAAAACUCUUGAUAUAUGUCUUUUUUUAAAAUAUGUUGGAGAAUAUGGAUGAUAAUCAAUAAUGAUGAUGUCAAUAGCGUUGACAUAUCAAAUGCCGCCAAGAGUCUUUGCACUAUGCGAUUACAGGAUAUGUCUCCAAAUGUUCAGAUUCAAGAAUCCUUUUUCAGAAUGUAGCCAUGUAACGCAUUAUUUUUAGCGAAUAUGCAAUAUGUAGCCUAUGUCUUAGACAGCUUGUCAGAUCAUAUAAUUCAUUGUAAUUAUGAUAUCAUGAAUAAAAUGUAUACUUUUAUUCUAAUGCAUUCAAUUGUUUUACAGAAUGUAAACUGGAUUGCCAUUAUGAGUAUUUAUUUUAUUGUGUAUACAAAGUACAAUACUCUGUUAGAGUCGAAUGAACACCGGACCUUUUACCGUGUAGGCCUAGGCGACAAUAGUAGCUAUUGCUGACAUGGGAUUUGAAACUGCAGAGAUAUUGUUGUUUAAAUCGUGAACACAGCCUGAAUUAUCCAAACAGCGGAACAUUUGAGAAGAAUGGAAAUUACAAUGGAUUAACGGGGCCCCUGUGAAAUGUUUUUUU